Marmota monax (woodchuck) is the source of this 2391-nucleotide messenger RNA. It is a transcript of the gene Naa60, whose product is annotated as N-alpha-acetyltransferase 60, NatF catalytic subunit. Gene Ontology annotation, biological process: N-terminal peptidyl-methionine acetylation. Gene Ontology annotation, cellular component: Golgi membrane. The transcript has 7 exons. Bases 143 to 871 code for a protein of 242 amino acids. The record is from RefSeq and is a predicted model, not a curated record. Gene Ontology annotation, molecular function: histone acetyltransferase activity; protein-N-terminal amino-acid acetyltransferase activity. NCBI's taxonomy places the organism in Eukaryota, Metazoa, Chordata, Mammalia, Rodentia, Sciuridae.
GCCUCCGUCCCGGCUGCGGCCCCUGCCGGUUACAUAACUCGUUGCGGGCCCCGCGCGGUCUCAAGUCCAGCUCCCUGAGCCCCCAGGAUGCGCUGAGCCCCGCGACGCCCUCAGCUGCCACCGGCUCCCGCCCGAGGUGUGAAUGACAGAGGUGGUGCCAUCCAGUGCCCUCAGCGAGGUCAGCCUGCGUCUCCUCUGCCACGAUGACAUAGACACUGUGAAGCACCUGUGUGGUGACUGGUUCCCCAUCGAGUACCCAGACUCAUGGUAUCGUGACAUCACAUCCAACAAGAAGUUCUUCUCCCUUGCUGCGACCUACAGAGGUGCCAUUGUGGGAAUGAUAGUAGCUGAAAUUAAGAGCAGGACCAAAAUACAUAAAGAGGAUGGAGAUAUUCUAGCCUCCAACUUCUCUGUUGACACACAAGUUGCGUACAUUCUAAGUCUGGGAGUAGUGAAAGAAUUCAGGAAGCAUGGCAUAGGUUCCCUUUUACUUGAAAGCUUAAAAGAUCACAUAUCAACCACAGCUCAGGACCACUGCAAAGCCAUCUACCUGCAUGUCCUCACCACCAACAACACAGCGAUAAACUUCUACGAAAACAGAGACUUUAGGCAGCAUCACUAUCUGCCCUAUUACUACUCCAUCCGAGGGGUCCUCAAAGAUGGCUUCACCUAUGUCCUCUACAUCAAUGGCGGCCACCCUCCCUGGACCAUCUUGGACUAUAUCCAGCACCUGGGCUCAGCACUAGCCAACCUGAGCCCUUGCUCCAUCCCACAUAGGAUCUACCGCCAGGCUCAUAGCCUUCUCUGCAGCUUCCUACCAUGGUCAGGCAUCUCCACCAAGGGUGGCAUCGAGUACAGCCGCACCAUGUGAUGCCAGCUGGGUAGCUUCUGCCAGACCGCACCCCUCAGCACCCUGCAGAGCCCACCUUCCUGUCCAUCUGAUUUUUGCUUUCCUCUGCAAGGAGCUGGCGGCCACCUGCCAGCCCAUUGGCCUGCCCCAGCUGCAGGCCUGGUGCUACGCGGGCUCAGAAGCAGAGCGUGCAUCUGGUCUCCAACAGGCUCCCUGGCUCUCCUGUUUUUGGAAACCUGCCUCCACCGGGUGCCCUGGUCCUGCCUCCAUGCACUUUCACCAUCCCCUCGGCCCUGCCAAGUGUGGCUGCAUUCUCCGGGAAGGGGCUGUCCUCACCAGCCUCUCCCACUCCACUGCCUGUUCCUUCAGCUCCUUCCUGCAAAGCCAGACUGAACUUUCUACUGUGAAGAAGAAGCAUAAGUAUUGUGGACACCCUUGACCUGAAGACAUAGGAGCCUCAGAAGAAGGGGGUGCAGUAAAGAGAAUUCCAGGCUUUUAUACAGGACCCACCCCAAGAAGCCUAGAGGGUGGGGGUCACCCCCUACCCCCCACAAGAGGCUAUGGAGAGGUGGGCAAAGUAGGGUUGGCUGUUCGGGAAAGUAGAGCUCCAGGGCCCAGCUCUGGCACAGUGGUCAGAUAAUGGGACAGUUCCUUCUUCCUCAGUGGCCUCCUGCUAUCUGUUUCCUGUUUCUGGAGAGAUCAUCCUGCCUGCUGGAUUGUGACAUGCUGCGUGCAGCUGACCUUCCUGGGAGUGGGACUGAGGCGCCCACGAGGCACUUGCCUAUCCUUCCAUGAGCUGAAUGAAGCUACGAAGCUUGGUCAGAUGCAGACAUAAGGGGGCUGAGCUCCCUGCUGGGCAUCAUGGCUGCCAAAGGCUGGUGGGGCCUGGCCUUGGGGUCAGGGGCAGUCAGUGCCUGAGGCGCCUCAGCCUCUGAGGGCUGAGGCCAUGUCAGCAGCAUGUGUGUCCCACACCUCCAGCAUCCCUCACCUUGCACCCCCAAGCUGCCAGCGUCCUGACCAGCAUUGCUGCAGUGUCAUGGGAGCCAGUGCAGAGGGUCCUCAUGCCCCUUGCUUCACCAACCCUCAGAGGAGGGAAGAACUGCUCAGCAGACAGGGCCUUGGUGACUGUGUACUCCCCUCCCUCAGCGUUUCCCAGUCCGGGGCUCUCAGUGCUGGAGGCAGCCCAAGGCCUCUGCUUGUCAACAGUUCAGGCAGACCCCAGGCAGGAAGAGUGUCCCCCUCCCUGGACAGCUCUGGCCAGUGGGUAGCCCCUGAUGUGCUAACUAGCGUCAGCUGUGUGCUGAGGCCCCAGCUAUGUGUCCUCGUUCCUCUCAAUCAGCGGUGAUCAUGUGAUUUUUCAUUUCUGCCCCAUGCGGUCAGGGAAGAGUCUUCCAGAAGGUUCUGCCUUGGACAUUCAUAAUCUAGCUCAGAGGCCUUGCCCUGUACCUCCCUCCUUCCCCGAAUCACUGCAGUGUCCAGCCCAGUGUUGAACAGAUUGUAGUGUUUUGUCUCAUUACAAAUAAAUAGAUUUUAUCUGGUCA